AUGGCCUCGGAGCUGGCCAUGAGCUCGGAGCUGCCCACCAGCCCCCUCGCCAUCGAGUACGUGAACGAUUUCGACUUGAUGAAGUUCGAGGUGAAGAAGGAGCCGGCGGAGGGCGAGAGGUUGUGCCCCCCAGCCGGGUCCCUUUCCUCCACCCCUCUCAGCACCCCUUGCUCCUCCGUGCCUUCCUCGCCCAGUUUCUGCGCUCCCAGCCCCGGUGGGCAACCGGCUCCAGCCCCUCCGGCUCCCAACGCAGCUUCCUUGGGCUCCAAACCUCAGCUGGAGGAGCUGUACUGGAUGUCGGGUUACCAGCAUCACCUCAACCCCGAAGCUCUCAACCUGACCCCCGAGGACGCGGUGGAAGCUUUGAUCGGUGCCCCUCACCAUCAUCAUCAUCACCAUCAAGCUUACGAGCCUUUCCGACCUCAACCUUUCGGGGCUGAGGAGUUGCCUCCCGCUUCCCAUCAUCACCCCGGCGGCCACCACCAUCAUCACCAUCAUCACCAUCACCACCACCUGCGCCUGGAGGACCGUUUCUCCGACGACCAGUUGGUGAGUAUGUCGGUGCGGGAGCUGAACCGGCAGCUGCGGGGCUUCAGCAAGGAGGAGGUGAUCCGCCUCAAGCAGAAGAGGAGGACCUUGAAGAACCGAGGCUACGCUCAAUCCUGCCGUUACAAACUGGUCAUCUUGGAGAACGAGAAGUGUCAACUCCAGAGCCAGGUGGAGCAGCUCAAGCAAGAGGUGACCCGCCUGGCCAAGGAGAGGGAUCUGUACAAAGAGAAAUACGAGAAGUUAGCAAGUCGGGGCUUCCCCAGGGAAACUUCCCCUGCUUCUGCUCCCAAACCCACCGCCGACUUCUUCAUGUGA
Chaetura pelagica (chimney swift) is the source of this 864-nucleotide messenger RNA. RefSeq names its product v-maf avian musculoaponeurotic fibrosarcoma oncogene homolog A (gene MAFA). Gene Ontology annotation, cellular component: nucleus. Gene Ontology annotation, molecular function: RNA polymerase II cis-regulatory region sequence-specific DNA binding; DNA-binding transcription factor activity, RNA polymerase II-specific. Lineage: Eukaryota; Metazoa; Chordata; Aves; Apodiformes; Apodidae. The record is from RefSeq and is a predicted model, not a curated record. Gene Ontology annotation, biological process: regulation of transcription by RNA polymerase II; retinal rod cell development.